Chondrus crispus (carragheen) is the source of this 697-nucleotide messenger RNA. Its product is annotated as 60S ribosomal protein L22. The transcript is spliced from 5 exons. Lineage: Eukaryota; Rhodophyta; Florideophyceae; Gigartinales; Gigartinaceae. Bases 303 to 671 code for a protein of 122 amino acids. Gene Ontology annotation, molecular function: RNA binding; structural constituent of ribosome. The record is from RefSeq and is a predicted model, not a curated record. Gene Ontology annotation, cellular component: ribosome. Gene Ontology annotation, biological process: cytoplasmic translation.
AAGGUUGGUUCGACUCUGUCAAGCGAAGAGAACACUUUGAUCGAGAACACGUUGAUCGCGACCCACGUGUGGAUUCACGUAAAUCGGGAUCGGCUGGCAACGGAAUGCCACGUGUCGUACGAGGCGAAGCCCUAAAUCCAGAAAAUUUUCUAUUGCAGCGUCCGCGACGUCGUCCCGUGCCGCAACCACACCGAUAUUGUUCCCGCAUCCCUUCGUUACUAGCUCUCCCAACCUCGCAACGCCCCCGACAACAACCUUCAUUCACCUCUCCAUUCUCUUCCACCCCCACCCUCUCUCUCAUCAUGCCUUCCUCAAGCAAAAGAUCCGGCAAAGUCGGCGGCAAAUUCGUUAUCGACUGUUCAGCCCCGUGCGAUGACAAGAUCAUGGACGCUGGAGCAUUUGAAAAGUUUCUUCACGACCGCAUCAAGGUGAACAACAAGACCGGGCAGCUCGGCGACGUGGUCAAGGUGUCGCGCGACAAGUCGCGCAUCACGGUCGAGGCGACGCAGAAGUUCUCCAAACGCUAUCUCAAGUACUUGACAAAGAAGUACUUGAAGAAGCAAAACCUCCGGGAUUGGAUGAGGGUCGUGGCGUCCGACAAGAACACAUAUGAGCUUCGCUACUUCAACAUUAGUGAGGACCUCGAUGAAGACGACUCGGAUGAGGAAUAAACUAAAAAGCGUUGUGUUUUGAGAAA